AAGGAUUUUGCCUCCAUCAACAGAAAGUUGGGGUGAUAACCUUUUGGAAUUCAGCCUACAGCUUCCUCUUUGACGAUUUGCUCACUCCUGGUUUGCACUCUCUCCCCGAGGAAGGGCUGAUACUUAAGAGGGUUCAUAUAUCCUGAGGAAUUCAGUGCACAAAGAUUUUGCCGGCACCUUAGUGUCACUCAUGAUGUACAGCUUCAUGGGAGGGGGCCUGUUUUGUGCCAUUGUGGGAAACAUCUUGCUGGUGGUCUCGACAGCAACAGACUACUGGAUGCAGUACCGCCUGUCGGGCAGCUUUGCCCAUCAGGGCCUGUGGAGGUACUGCAUGUCUGGCAAAUGCUACAUGCAGACUGACAGCAUUGCUUACUGGAAUGCCACUCGAGCUUUCAUGAUCCUGUCCGCCAUGACCUGCUUUGCUGGCAUCAUCGCAGGAAUCCUCUCCUUUGCUCACUUCUCUGCUUUUGAGAGGUUCAACCGCUCAUUUGCUGCAGGCAUCAUGUUCUUUGUUUCAACUCUCUUUGUCCUGCUUGCAAUGGCCAUUUACACGGGAGUGACGGUGAACUUCCUGGGCAAGCGUUUUGGUGACUGGCGUUUCUCUUGGUCCUACAUACUUGGCUGGGUGGCUCUGCUCAUGACCUUCUUUGCAGGUAUAUUCUACAUGUGUGCCUACAGAAUGCAUGAGUGCAGAAGAGUGGCAGGCCCACGUUGAAACAAGCAGGAAAUGACACUUCAAAGCAAAAAGCAAGAAAGGAAAACCCCACUGAUGUCAUUAGAAAACUUUUUGAGGACAAAUAAAAUCAGGAUGUUUGCAGAUAUCA
Molecule: messenger RNA, 824 nt
Organism: Poecilia latipinna (sailfin molly)
Lineage: Eukaryota; Metazoa; Chordata; Actinopteri; Cyprinodontiformes; Poeciliidae
Gene: lim2.5
Product: lens intrinsic membrane protein 2.5
Exons: 5
Coding region: 191-715 (174 amino acids)
Cellular component (GO): plasma membrane
Molecular function (GO): structural constituent of eye lens
Source: RefSeq, a predicted model, not a curated record